Molecule: messenger RNA, 729 nt
Organism: Psylliodes chrysocephalus
Lineage: Eukaryota; Metazoa; Arthropoda; Insecta; Coleoptera; Chrysomelidae
Source: the annotation of a GenBank genome assembly
AUAAUAUGUAAAUUACUUAAGAAAAAUCACAACAUGAGUAAGUAUAAAUAUAUUGGUUAGCAAGAAUCAGCAUUAGUACACUUCUAGCUUCAAUCAAAACUAAUAUAUACCAAUAGUAAUUUAAAAAAAGAAUUAUUAAAAAUAAAACAUGAAAACCUUCAUUGCAUUUACUGCUUUGGUAGCUGUAGCUGCAGCUCUGCCUCUUGAUGUCUUCGAAGAUGAAACUGGGCAAGAAUUCGUUUUGGUUCCAGUUCAAAGACAAAGAAGAGAUCUGACAUACGGACUUAACCAGGGUGGUUAUGGUUUAGGACAAAAAGGAACCGUUUUCAGUAACGACAAUCACCAAUUGGAUGGUUCCUACGGUGCAUCAAAAGCAUGGGGAUCCCACGGGCUUAAACCUGACACAUUCGGUGGACGUUUGGACUACACCAACAAACCAUCCGGCUCUACAGGUUUCGUGGGCGUUGACAGAACACCGGGAUAUGGAACUGAUGUCACUGCUGGAGCUAAAUAUAAUAUUGCUCAAGGGAAAAAUUGGGGAGCUGAUGUUACUGGACAGUAUGGAAGGCAUUUUGGAGGACCCGGUGGUACUGGAAAGCCUGAAGCUGGUGUUUUCUUGAACGUGGAAGGAAAAUUCUAAAAUAGACUGACCUUUUUUUAUAAAUUUUCGUGCUGCUUUAUUAUUUGUAUACUAAAAUAUUGUGUUUUUAAUAAAUAUUUUUUAUAAAA